UAGGGCAGCUGUAACGUCAGCUAUUGCUGAGAGUUACAGUUGACACAUAUUUCAAUUUGUUCUUAUUUAGUGGGCUGUUACGUUUUACAAUGGAAGAGGCGCCACAAAAGCGUUAUGUGAAUAUUUGCUGCAGGUGCCCCUCUUAAGAAGAAUAAUGCUUUUUGAGGAUGAAAUAUUAGUAAAGGAAUAUGUCAACAUGAUGACCGAUAUGAUAGUCUUAUGUUUCACUUUGGCCAUUUCUUUGUCCUUCUGGGUCAUAUCCAUAACUACUAGCACAUACUAUGGUACAUUGCAGCCUGUCUCUCCAUGGAGGUGGCUGUUUUCUGUUCUGGUCCCUCUGAUUCUUACUUCACGUGCUUUAAGGAGAAAAAGUCUUGACCAUAGUGGUGCUCUAGGAGCUUUGCUGGUUGGCUUUAUUCUCACCAUGGCCAACAUGAGCUUCUUUGCAGCUCUGCUGGCAUUUUUCAUCACAUCCACCAGUCUGACAAGAUGGAAGGGGGAUGUCAAGAAACGCAUUGACUCAGAAUAUAAAGAAGGUGGCCAGAGGAACUGGGUUCAGGUUUUCUGCAAUGGUGGUGUACCAACAGAACUGGCUUUGCUCUAUAUGAUUGAGGUUGGUCCAGGAGAGAUGGCUGUGGAUUUUGGGAAGCAGUAUUCUGCUUCCUGGAUGUGUCUGUCACUGCUAGGUGCUUUGGCCUGUAGUGCAGGAGACACAUGGGCUUCAGAAGUCGGUCCAGUUAUCAGCAAAAACAAACCCAGGCUCAUUACUACCUGGAAGGAAGUCCCAAUAGGUACUAAUGGAGGAAUCACUACAAUUGGUCUCAUAGCCAGCUUCCUUGGCGGGGCCACUGUGGGCACAGCCUACUUCAUGACCCAGCUGCUGUUGGUUAGUGAACUCCAUUUAGCUGUUCCCCAGUGGCCUAUCAUUGUGUAUGGUGCUAUGGCUGGCUUACUUGGCUCAAUGCUUGACUCUUUCCUGGGUGCAAACAUGCAGUAUUCAGGAUAUGAUGAAAGCACUGGAAGAGUUGUAAACUAUGAGUCACCAGCAGUAAAGAGAAUAUGUGGGAAGCCCAUUCUGGAUAACAACGGCGUAAACCUUUUCUCCUCUAUCCUCAUAGCUUUAUUUCUGCCAGGAUUUGCAUGGGGAUUCUGGCCAAGGCACUGAAUUUAAAUCAUUUGGAAUUGCAGUUCACAUUGGUGUUUCACUGUUAAGUUUUUCCAUGUUUUACUAAUACUUCUGUCACAAAGUUUGUUGUUUUUUCUUAUGCACAGGGAACAAAUAUAUCUGAAAUUAUGGUUG
Messenger RNA from Pygocentrus nattereri (red-bellied piranha), 1300 nucleotides. It is a transcript of the gene tmem19, whose product is annotated as transmembrane protein 19. The transcript has 7 exons. Gene Ontology annotation, cellular component: membrane. The record is from RefSeq and is a predicted model, not a curated record. Lineage: Eukaryota; Metazoa; Chordata; Actinopteri; Characiformes; Serrasalmidae. Bases 155 to 1165 code for a protein of 336 amino acids.